Molecule: messenger RNA, 162 nt
Organism: Neurospora tetraspora
Lineage: Eukaryota; Fungi; Ascomycota; Sordariomycetes; Sordariales; Sordariaceae
Exons: 3
Coding region: 1-162 (53 amino acids)
Source: RefSeq, a predicted model, not a curated record
AUGAGCAACGACGACUAUAAGUACUGGUGCACGGCGGACAACGCGUCGGCUAUCGUCCAAGCCGGCACGGCGUGCGUGUUGGAGAAGUGCGGGAGUGAUGUUGCCAUUAAUGAAGUCCUCCCUACUGUUGAGAAGUUCUAUGAGGAGGUUAACGCUUCCUAA